Molecule: messenger RNA, 558 nt
Organism: Knipowitschia caucasica
Lineage: Eukaryota; Metazoa; Chordata; Actinopteri; Gobiiformes; Gobiidae
Source: the annotation of a GenBank genome assembly
AUGGAGAUGAUGUGGUUGGGGGAUGGGAUGAAAGUUGUAGGGAGUAAUGAAGAUGGAGGGGAAGUUGAAGGGGUGAAGGGGGGGGGGGUGUGGGAUUGGAUAAGGGGGGGGAGGGGUGGUGGGUGUGGAUGGGGUUGUUUUUUUGGGUUUGAGGUUAUAGGAGGAGGGUGGGGGGGUUAUAGUUUGUUUUGUUUGGGAGGGGGGGUGAUGGGAGGGGAAGGAAUGGGAAUAGAGGAGGGGAUGAGAGUGAGGGGUUUUGAGAGGUUUGUGGGUGUGUUGGUUGUGAUGGGAUGUGUGGGGGGGUGUGUGUUGGAGUGUUGUUUGGUGAGUGUGGGGGUGAGUGUGUGGUGUGUGUGGUGUGUGUGUGGUGUGGGUGGUGGUGUGUGUGUGGGUUGUUGUGGGGUGUGUUGGGUGUGUGAGGUGUGUUGUGUGUGUGUGGGGUGUGUGUGGGGUGAGUGUGGGAGUGUGGGUUGUGUGGGGGGGUGUUGUGUGAGUGGUGUGGUGUGUGAGUGGUUGUGUUGGUGUGUUGUGUGUGUGUGGGGUGUGUGUGGUAUGUGA